Molecule: messenger RNA, 4346 nt
Organism: Athene cunicularia (burrowing owl)
Lineage: Eukaryota; Metazoa; Chordata; Aves; Strigiformes; Strigidae
Gene: SLC38A4
Product: solute carrier family 38 member 4
Exons: 16
Coding region: 214-1860 (548 amino acids)
Biological process (GO): amino acid transmembrane transport
Molecular function (GO): amino acid transmembrane transporter activity
Source: RefSeq, a predicted model, not a curated record
CUGCUCUAGGUUGCACAUGAGCAAACUUUUCAUUACAGGUGCAAUUCCUAGAAGAUAUAACCUGCUUAGCAAGUGAGGGAGAGAACCUGCUUGACUCAGAGAACAGAGUGUUCUGGCAGUCCCUGCAUGGUAGAGAGGACCCACAAGCAGACGACGUGGUGCUGUUUACCCUGAAGAAGUGAGUGUGUGUGCUGGAAAGCGCUGACCGCUCUAAUGGAUCGCAUGGAGCUGCAAAAAGUCAACAUCGAACUUGAUGAUCAGAGCAACAGUGGGGAAAGCCUAGAAGAUAACUACACGGAGCUGGUUGAUUCAGAAAAGGCUGCAAUUAGAAGUGCAUUUGCUAGUGAUGAUGCAGAAAGUCAGAAAUUCCUUACAAAUGGAUAUCUGGGUAAAAAGAAAUUGGAAGAAUAUAAUGAAGAAUAUCACCGGGGCAGAGCUUCCUUUGGAAUGUCCUCGUUCAACCUCAGCAAUGCCAUUAUGGGCAGUGGCAUCUUAGGGCUCUCCUAUGCCAUGGCCAACACAGGAAUUAUCCUUUUCAUAGUUUUGCUGCUCAGCGUAGCAAUACUGUCACUCUACUCGGUCCACCUCUUACUGAAGAUAUCAAAAGAAGGAGGAUCAUUAAUAUAUGAAAAACUGGGAGAAAAGGCAUUUGGCUGGCCUGGGAAGUGUGGUGUUUUUAUUUCAGUUACAAUGCAGAACAUUGGAGCAAUGUCAAGCUACCUCUUUAUUAUUAAAUAUGAACUUCCUGAAGUGAUCAGAGCAUUCAUGAAACUUGAGGAGAGUUCUGGGGAAUGGUACCUAAAUGGGAAUUACCUCGUCAUACUCGUAACAAUUGGGAUUAUUCUUCCUCUCUCCCUUCUAAAGAGCUUAGGUUAUCUUGGUUAUACGAGUGGUUUUUCGCUGACCUGUAUGGUUUUCUUUGUCAGUGUGGUAAUCUUCGAGAAAUCCCAAAUACCAUGUCCUCUCCCCAUCAUGGACCAUGGGGUUGAAAACUGGACCACUACCAACAACACAGUGCCAAUGCACCUGGUCAUGUUACCAAAUGAGUCUCUCAGUUCUGGUGUGAAUUUCAUGAUGGACAACACAGCUGGGCACUUGCCAGGCCUUGAGGAGCCAAAAGAUACCUCCCCCAAAAGUGGUGUAGAAUAUGAAGCACACAGCGACAGUAGUGACAUGUGUCAGCCAAAAUACUUUGUGUUCAACUCACGGACUGCCUAUGCAAUACCCAUCCUGGCAUUUGCAUUCGUAUGCCACCCUGAGGUGCUACCAAUAUACAGUGAACUGAAAGAUCGCUCCAGAAAGCGGAUGCAGAAUGUCUCAAAUAUCUCCAUCACUGGCAUGCUUAUCAUGUAUCUUCUGGCUGCACUCUUUGGAUAUCUUACCUUCUAUGGAGAAGUUGAAGAUGAGCUACUUCACACAUACACCAAAGUGUACACCUUCGACACCCUCUUACUGUCAGUUCGCCUGGCAGUGCUGGUGGCUGUAACCCUGACUGUGCCCCUUGUCCUUUUCCCUAUCCGUUCAUCUAUCAGUGCGUUGUUGUUUCCCAAAAGGCCAUUCAGCUGGAUAAGACAUUUCCUGAUUGCAGCAGUAAUUCUUGCUUUUAAUGACCUGCUUGUAAUUUUUGUCCCAACUAUUAAAGAUAUCUUCGGAUUUAUUGGUGCCUCUUCUGCUACAAUGCUGAUUUUCAUCCUCCCCGCUGCCUUCUACCUGCGUCUGGUUGAGAAGGAGCCCCUGAGGUCUCCCCAGAAGAUUGGGGCUCUAAUUUUUCUCAUACUUGGCAUAAUCUUCAUGAUUGUGAGUAUGACUCUUAUUGUAAUGGACUGGAUUUACAAUCCCCCAAGUUCCAGACAUCACUAACCUGUGGAGACAACCGAGUGCUUUUUAUACCAUAAAUAUUUCUACUGUGUGCUCCGAAGGACACCGAAAUGGGACUGUUAUUCCUAGCUAGUAACUGCAGUAUUUUGAAGACAGUUUCUGGUAAGGUCACUAGAACCCAAUGGAGUCUACAUAUCCUUUUCACUAAGGAUCGUUAUUUAUGCAUUAGGAACCUGAGCUUACCAUUUCUGGCCAGGUGAAAUGAUAUGUGUGAUGUGGAUGCUUUCUAUUUUCAAAACCAAAAUAACUGUGUACCUAGUCCUCAAAAAUAGCUCGGUGUCACCCUUUUCAACCUAUUCCAUCAUGCUAAUAACCACAGUUCCUAGAGUCCUGGAAAGGUAAUGGCCGGAAAACCAUCUAGUUCCUUGUUUUUUAUCUGAAGCUUGUGGGCAUGGCUGCUCAGCUCCAAGAGGAAGGGUGCGGUUUCUGUAGGGGUCUGAAAGGUGACUGGUCCCUACCAACUGGUCUACUGGAAAGAUGAUGGCUUUGACAAGCUUGUGGACAAAACUGAGCAUCAGAUUUGUUGCCCAAAUACAUCACCCUUGGCAGAUGUCAGCUGUCGUACAGAAUAAAGUUCUCUGGCACAAACUCUGUGCUGGGUCAUGUGCUUGAACAGUUGAGCAUUCACAUUUUGUUGUUAAAGAUGCCUGUGCUGGAAACAUCAGGCUUUUCUGCUGUGGGGGUUUUUUGUUUGUUUUCUUUACUUUUUUAAUUCUUUUGUGAGCUUUCAUCACUGAACAAGUUGUAUCCUCCAUAGAAACUUGUCUUCCAUUCUCACGAGAAUUUAAGGAGACCACAAGUUGUGGCAAAGCACCCUAUCCAGUAUUGCUCGGUACUUGUGUAUUUGAUAAAUGUUCAGUGCAGGAAACUGUAAUUUGAUAUAUAUAAAAAUAUAUGUAUUUAUGUAAACAAUUUUUGUUUUCCUCUAGUUAUAAAAAUACUACCCUGUGGUAAAUGAUUUCUGAAAUUUUUUUAUGUGUCACUCUGUUUUCAUAGCCACACACUUAAUAUUGUUUUGAAGAAAACAUAUUGGAUUAGUGGGUUUGUAAAAGGUUCAUUUUUAUUCAGCAGUGUUUAAAACAUACCUGUAGCAAGCCCUAACGGUUACCUGUGUAAAAACACAUUUGGAUGUUUACUACUUAUGUUACAAUAAAUUGCAAGAUGUUUUCCUCUUGAGAAUUUUUAAUACAUGCCUCACAGUUCUGUAAUAUCAUUGUACACCAUAAACCUGGGUAACUUGCUUCAACUCUCUACCUUAGCUUCUCUCUGCAUAUGCUAGCUUUCAACUAUAUACAUAAUUAAGGUACGCAAAGGAAAAGACAUUAUUGACAAUCUCAAGUGUAAUCAUGCUAUGCAGCUGUGCAAGACAGAAAAAAAAAGGUUAAGUUCUAUGUUAUAUGGAUGCUUAAUUAAUGCUCAGCACCCUCCAGACUGCGAUUUUGGCUGUGCUGUGGAUUACCCACUACAUAUGCUCUCUGCUCACACCAAAGGAAAAUAGUCAGAGAAGUCACGUUAACUCCAUAGCAGAGGGAAUGAGUGCAAAGAUGCAACUGUUGCUUUUAACACGCUUACACAAAUCCAGGCUCAUGUAAUUGUAGUUUUCAUUUUCCAACUCAGAAAUCUGUUGAGCACACACCUGUGAAUUCAGAAAGCUAUAAAGCGCACAAGUGUCUCUGCUCACUCCUCAACCUCGCACAAAAUUGUGUGUGUGUAUGUGUGUGUAUAAAUGUGUGAUACUUACAGGUAAACCAGAAAGGCACACCAAAUAUGUAUUCCAUUCCAACUGCUGUCUGUAUGAGCAGUAUUUUAUGCUCGUUUGAAUACUGUAUCCUUAAUAUACUGGGGCACGCUUCUUCAUGAACGCUAAGUCUGGCUUUACAUUUUUUAAAGAAAAAGGUGCCAAUAAUAUUUUUCUUUAUUUUAAGAACACUAAUUCAAAUAAUGCUGCAUUAUUGUUGCAGGUACCUUUAACAUGGACUAGAGUUAACAAUAAUGCACCCACACACCUUUCUUCCUGUGACCAUGACUGAGAGUUACGCGUAUGGAAAAACUGAACUGUAACUGUGUCUUUGCUUCAGAGCAAAAGCACAUAUUGUGACUGCAGCUGCACGUAGAGACUUAUCUAGAGAGAGAAUUCAUGUAGCCCACUAAAAAUAUAAAAGAUCUCAAGAAAAAUAACAGAAAAACUAUGGAACAAUGGCAUAAUUCACGGUCUUUUCACAGUGCAAACCUGUCAGUGUCCAAAACCAAAGUAGAGAGUCUGUAACAUGUCCAUUUUUCAAGUUAAAAUAUGUUGGUCACAGUGAUAUGCAGCUGCUGCACACACUGUAAGGGUAGUAUUGCAUACUAACUUAUUAGCACUGCUGGAAGUGGUGGAUGUUGGAUUUUCUUGCUCAUUUUGUAAUGUUGACAGUAGGCCUUGUGAGGGUUUUUAUUACAAAACCAUCCAUGGACGUAUAAUAAAUGAU